Molecule: messenger RNA, 1395 nt
Organism: Geodia barretti
Lineage: Eukaryota; Metazoa; Porifera; Demospongiae; Tetractinellida; Geodiidae
Source: the annotation of a GenBank genome assembly
UACACGCAGCAAAUAGGCGAGACUGAAAAAAGCAAGGAGAAUUCUUCAACUAGCUGCAUGGCACCCCAGUGUUACAGUACACGUUGGAGACUCUGCACAAUUCUACUAAUUGUUGCAGCAGCAUUGGUUGUGUGUGAUGCCAGAAGAUCGAGAAAGAGGCGGCUGAUACGAGCACGAGAUAGCGAAAGAAUCCCCAACUCCUACUUUGUUCACAUCAGACAGAGUGUCAGCCUGGGCGAGCUGAAAGAGCUAGUGAGAGAACUGACCAACCGAUCCAGUCAGGAAGGACCGUUCAAAGUCAGCACCUCUGCCAUAGUCACUAAAGCUGCUUACGGUUUCCCUGUAAGACUUUCUGACCUGGCACUCGACUAUGUGCGGAGAGUCCAAGCAGUGGAGUUUGUAGAAGAGGACAGUCGAGCAAUUGCAGGCUCGGCCCCUCGCAGGGUCUUCUACGCCUGGGGUCUGGACCGAAUCGAUCAGCCCAGCAACAAUCUUGACACAUACUUUCGGCCGCCUUGUAACCUCACAGGAGAGGGUGUGGAUGUGUACGUACUGGAUACUGGUAUCCACUUCUCACAUAGUCAGUUUGGUGGACGGGCUUUGCACCCCGGGUGUGAUCCCGCCGAUGUUGAGUCGCAGUCUCUGUGGCGUUUUGGAGGUCUCGGUCUCAGCAGCCACGUUGAGAACAUGACCGGGUGGGACUGCGUCGGACACGGAACACACGUGGCUGGGAUCGUUGGCGGAGUUGAUUACGGGGUGGCCCCCAAUGUGAAUCUCUUCUCUGUGAGGGUCCUCAACUGCAACUUGACGGGGUCGUGGAAUGCGAUAGUGGAGGGGUUGGACUGUGUCCUAGAGCGAGUGCAGCGACGAAAUCGGCCGGCUAUCAUCAACAUGUCUCUCUACGGAGAGAAGACGAGGGCGGUCAAGAGAGCGAUCGAGGAACUACUGCGACACAAUGUCACUGUGGUGACCAUCGCCGGGAACAGCCAGCGCCGACCGAGAGACUCGUGUCGUGUUACACCGGGCUCAGUUCGAGGAGCAAUCACUGUUGCAGCCAGCACCCGACAGGACCGCGCCUGGUCCAUGUCCAACGCAGGGCUCUGUGUCGACAUCUUUGCCCCCGGCGAACAAAUCCCUAGUGCUCACAAGAACUGCGACGACUGCAUAGACUUCAAGAGCGGGACGUCCAUGGCUGCCCCUCAUGUCACAGGUGCCAUUGCACUGCUACUGCAGCACUGCCCCAAUCUGCCGCCGUGGAAGGUCAAGCUCUAUCUCGAGCAGCACAUGGCGGUCAAGAGUAGACUCGACAUGUCACCGAUUCCAUCCAAACUCAGACUCACCACUCCGAAUCUCUUGCUCAACUUGCAUCACAACCUGUGCUCCUUGCACUGCUAG